Phytomonas sp. Hart1 is the source of this 366-nucleotide messenger RNA. Lineage: Eukaryota; Euglenozoa; Kinetoplastea; Trypanosomatida; Trypanosomatidae. The record is from the annotation of a GenBank genome assembly.
AUGUACGCAUAUGCAGAAAAAACUUCAGGCCUCUUAGAAAAGAAGGAAAAGGAGUGGAUGCAUAUCGUGUCCGAGGAUUCGAUUCGUAUUAUUAUUAUUCCUAUAUCUUGCCGUACAUCAUCACAAAUAACGUUUUUGAAAGAUUCCCCCAUUCCUCUUGCGGUGGUGGUCUUUCAUAACGUUUCCGAGUCGGUUCCGUUCUUGAUCUCGCGGCUUGUUCAACCCACGCCACCCUUUUACUCUCCACGGGAGGGCAACCUCGAUGGCAAACUGCAACCCCCACCCCCAUACCCCAUCCACUUUUAUUCACAAAUUGACUCCUCAAACCCAAGAUUUUUCACAUACACCUAUAAAAAAAAAAACUAA